Contarinia nasturtii (swede midge) is the source of this 3385-nucleotide messenger RNA. RefSeq names its product zinc finger protein 431-like. The transcript has 5 exons. The record is from RefSeq and is a predicted model, not a curated record. The coding region runs from base 360 to 3011 and encodes 883 amino acids. Lineage: Eukaryota; Metazoa; Arthropoda; Insecta; Diptera; Cecidomyiidae.
AUCAUAAACUUGUGUAGCGGCCGUUUUUGCCAAAUAUAAAGUGAAUAUACCAAACUCAAUGGAAUUGAAAAUAAAAGUCAAUCACAAUGGGUGAAAAAAUAUUAUACGAUAGAAUAAGGAGCCAUUUGUGACACAUGAGAAAUGUGUAUUUCAAUGCGUAAAGCGUCAUUUUUUUGUUGCUUCUUUGUUGUACAUCGCUGAAUUUUACGAUUUUAAACAAAAUUCGAGAUAGAAGUGAACAUGAAAUAUCGUGUGCAUCGAAGAUUUUGAUCGAUUGAUCCUGUACAAAUAAAAUAAAUUAAAUGUUUAAAUUCAAUGAAGAAAAAAAAUAACCGAUCAGCGUAAUUAGCAGUAUCAUCAUGAAUCCAACGUUUAAAACAUUAUCAAGGGUGAGUGUGGCGACCCCUCAACGGCAUAAAAAUUGCUAUUUAUGUGAUGCAACCGUUCAAAUAGCCCAAAUUCGUCCGAUUGACCAAAUGUUUCACGAAGAUGUAAGAAAAUCACAAAAAUCAUGGGCCACUAUUUUAUCGGAUGUUUUAGAGCAAAAUAUUGAAGAGACAACCGUUCAUUCGAAAAUCGUAUGCCGAAAAUGUCAAACAAUGUGCAAUGAAUAUGAUCGCCUGGUGACACGAUUGCAACAGUUAAAACAAAAUAUCACAACGAACUUCAAUGAAACCGUUAACAAAUACAAUUUAAAAGUCAUCGAAAUGGACAUGGAACAACAUUUUGAAACGAUAAAUGAAAAUGAUGUGGACGGCAAUAUUUCAAAUAUGUAUGCAAUUGAAUCGGUUGAUGAUCCGAUUGGUCAAGUGUUUGAAAAUGAAAAUGUGAACGGUGGCAAUGAUGAUGUUGUUAAUAAUGCAAAAGAAUCACAAAUCAAAAAAGUAAUGCUCAUCAAAUCUGAAGAUGGUUCGAAUCCAUUCUUUGCCAUUUCCGGUAUUGAUGAAAGCAUCGAUGAUGAUCAGGCUAUACACACGGUUCUUUUGGAGGAUAUAAAUGAGACGACUGAAUUUGGUGACAGUGCAACAAAUACAAACGAUGGAAUGAGUGAUGAGCCGUCUGAGCAUCAUCAUGACGAUGCAAGUGAACAAUAUAUUGUGACUGAACAUUUGGACGAUGGCAAAGAAUAUUUUGAGCAAAAUGGCGAUCAAAUGAUUGAAAUUAGUACAAAUGGUGACAUGAAUGAUUCAAAUUAUUUGGUAUUUCAAGAGGAUAGCGCUGACGAUGAACCGGAUGACGAUGAAAAUUCAUCGGAAAUGGGUGAACAUCAAAAGCUAUCCACAUAUGAUGAAUCAUCGGCCGCAUCAUUUAUGAAAGACCAUUCGGAUGGUGUAACAUUUCAGGCAAAAACAUCGAUGCGAUCAGGUGGUGGCAAUAAUAAACGUGGUGGCAAUAAUAAUGCAACAACCGAAAAUAAAGUGCUAUUUUUACGUGAUGGCAAAAACUAUCAAUGUUUAUUGUGUCAACCAUCGUCGAUGGUUGUGUACGAUUCAAAAACCAUAUCGAUUCAUUUGAAAACUGAUCAUAAGGAACGGAUUUAUGUGUGCGGCAUAUGCGGUUUAGAUUUUCGUAAACGAAAUCCAUACAAUGAUCAUAUGGACGAUCAUGUGGCCGCAUUGGCCGACGGUACUUUUGAAUGUGAAUUAUGUAAGUCCAGUUUUACUGACGCACGCCAAUUUCGAAUACAUAAGAAAACACAUAAUGCACCGAAAAUUUGGCCAUGCACUGCCUGUGGUAAAAAGUAUAGUUCAAAGAAUUUAUUGGAUGAGCAUAUGAAUAUGCAUACAGGAGCACGGCCAUACAAAUGUCCACAUUGCGCCAAAGAUUUUGCCUCAAAAUAUACGCUCACCGCGCACAUGAAAAUCCAUAACGAUCGCAAACGACCAUUCGAAUGUACCACAUGCUUUAAAUCAUUUUUCAGCAAUCAAAAUCUCACACAACACAUUCGAACGCACACCGGCAUUAAAGAAUUUGAAUGUGAUGUGUGCAAAAAGAAAUUUGGUUCACAACAUAAUUUAGAAGUGCAUCGAAUCAUUCAUACCGGCCAUAAGCCAUUCAUUUGUCGUACGUGUGGAAAAGCGUUUGCACGACGUGCUGAAAUCAAAGAUCAUGAACGUACACACACAGGCGAACGACCGUAUAAAUGUGAUAUGUGCACGUCAAGUUUUGCACAACGCUCGAAUUUAAUGUCACAUAAACGUGCCACACAUUUGAACGACAAACGCUACAAAUGCGAAACAUGUUCGAGAUCAUUUAAACGGCGACGUCUACUAGAAUAUCAUAUAAAAGCAACACACACCGGUGAACGUCCAUACAAAUGUGCCACAUGUAAUGCAACCUUUGUUUAUCCUGAACACUAUAAAAAACAUAUUCGCAUUCAUACCGGAGUGAAACCGUUCGCAUGCGAAAAAUGCGGUAAAACAUUCAAUAGUCGCGACAAUCGAAAUGCACAUCGAUAUGUGCACAGCGAUAAAAAACCGUACGAAUGUUUAGUGUGUCAUCAAGGUUUUAUGCGAAAGCCAUUGUUAUAUGCACACAUGGAACAACAACAACAUUUGAACGAUCAAAUUAUUGUGAAUCCACCCGAUUUCAAGAAGGAUUCGAACGAUUUCCAAAAUGAUCAGUCGAAUGAUGGCGACAUUGUUUAUCUUAGCAUAAAUGAUGAAGAAUUUAUGGACGAUGAUGAGUUUACACUCGAAGAGGAACAUAUUGUAGAUGAAAGUGAAAUUAUCAGUGAAGAGCAUUUGAUGAGCGACAGUCAAUUCAGUAGUAGUGGUGGUGGUGGUGGUGGUGCUGGUGAUGAGUCGACAGAUGCUGGUAAUCGUCCGGACAAACAAUUUUUGGUGCGACAAAAACGACAUAAUUUAACUGGCAUUGAUCAUUUAGACGUUAAUAUUAAGGAUUCACAUGUAACAUACAUAGAAACAGCCGGUACCGACCCAGACGAUCCAUUAAAUCUCGAGCAAAUGGUGGACGGCGUAAAUGUAUCGUGGAUUGGAUUAUCAUCGUAAUAGUAUACACACAAUUGUAAUUUGCACUGAAACUCAUCGAAAAACAUAAAUGCAUGCACAUAAAUCACACCAUUUGCCAUACAAAAUGAACUAUUGUACAUUUGAAUGGAUGAGAGCUAGAGUGACAUGAAAUCUCAGGGAAAAUGAAAUGGGCAAUUACAUAAUCAACUAGCGUUUUUUUUUAUCGAGAUUUCAGGUGUCUUUAACUCCCAUACAUUUUACACUCAACACACACAUCUAAUUUUAAAUUUACUUUUAAGCUGUGUAGUAACUAAGACAUGUUCAUUUGAGAACUUUACAUUUUAAUGUAAAAUAAUAAUAUUGAUAGGAAAUUGAAUAAACAAAUCCAUUUUGAUGAUCAAUCCGAAAAUGAA